This is a messenger RNA of Trypanosoma theileri, 804 nucleotides long. Its product is annotated as putative enoyl-CoA hydratase, mitochondrial precursor. Bases 1 to 804 code for a protein of 267 amino acids. The record is from RefSeq and is a predicted model, not a curated record. Gene Ontology annotation, molecular function: enoyl-CoA hydratase activity. Gene Ontology annotation, biological process: fatty acid beta-oxidation. Gene Ontology annotation, cellular component: mitochondrion. NCBI's taxonomy places the organism in Eukaryota, Euglenozoa, Kinetoplastea, Trypanosomatida, Trypanosomatidae. The transcript has a single exon.
AUGUUUCGGUAUAGUUUAUUCUUCCGCCACGCCGCUGAGCCUCUUGUCAAGUCGGCACAAAAAGGAGCUGUAAUGACACUAACUCUGAAUCGUCCCAAACAACUAAAUGCAAUAAAUGCUGAAUUAUCGGAUGAACUUUUAAAUAAUUUGAGAAAAUGUGAUUCCGAUCCUUCAGUCUCUGUUGUGAUUAUUACUGGUGAGGGUCGAGCAUUUGUUGCUGGUGCUGACAUAAAGAUGAUGGCAAAUCAAGGGUUUGUAGAUUUUUACAAAAAUAACAUGUUUAAGAGCGUUUAUGCAAUCACAACCACGCGUAAACCAAUUAUUGCUGCAGUGAACGGAUUUGCCCUUGGCGGAGGAUGUGAGUUGGCGAUGUCCUGUGAUAUUAUUGUAGCCAGUGAGAAGGCCAUUUUCGGGCAGCCAGAAAUUAAAGUUGGGACCAUUCCUGGUUUGGGAGGUACACAACGUCUCACACGAUUAAUUGGUAAAAGUAAAGCUAUGGAGUGGGUCUUAACAGGCGAACAAUACUCAGCUGAAGAGGCAGAAAAAGCUGGUUUGGUUUCACGUGUUGUAAAGCAUGAGGAACUUCUUCCAACAGCAAUCUCCAUUGCAGAAAAAAUUGCCCAGAACAGUCAGGUAACAGUGGGGUUAGCAAAGGACUGUGUGAAUAGGGCGUUAGAGACUACUUUGUCGGAGGGUCUCGCAUAUGAGAAGCGAACAUUUGAAGCCACAUUUGCCACGGCAGAUCAGAAGGAAGGCAUGCAUGCGUUUGUGGAGAAGCGGAAACCCAAUUUUAAAAAUGCAUAA